Messenger RNA from Aspergillus wentii DTO 134E9, 2181 nucleotides. RefSeq names its product Golgi transport complex subunit COG6 (gene cog6). NCBI's taxonomy places the organism in Eukaryota, Fungi, Ascomycota, Eurotiomycetes, Eurotiales, Aspergillaceae. Gene Ontology annotation, biological process: intra-Golgi vesicle-mediated transport. The coding region runs from base 1 to 2181 and encodes 726 amino acids. Gene Ontology annotation, cellular component: COG complex. The transcript has 2 exons. The record is from RefSeq and is a predicted model, not a curated record.
AUGGCGAGCUAUUUCCCGCCGCCUGGGAUGAUUCCUAGUCAUGCCUCAAUGAGAACACCGUCCCCAGCUGCCUCUCCGCUUUCCCCGCCCAUCCAGCGAUCAAAUGCCUUAUCCAACCGAUUAACAAGUGUGCUUUCGGCCUCCUAUGCGGAUUCCGACAUUCGAGAUGCGCUGGAAACCCUCAGCCUCAGAGGAAUUCAAAAUACAGCGGAGACACGGAGACAAUUACGGCUAGACGUGCAGAAGGAGGUUGUCGACUGCAAUGCUGAAAUUGUGCGUGAUUUUGGCAAGGUUGCGGAGCAAUUGAAACGGAUCGGAAGUGUGAUAUCGACGUUGAAUCAAACAUGCGAUGAAAUGCGGAAGCACAUCCACCUUGCCAAACAAGACACCACGCCCGUCCUCGAGGAAGCAUCUGUGUUGAUGAACCAGAAGAAAGAAUCGGAGACGAAGCAGCAACUUCUCGAUGCAUUCACGCAACAUUUCAUAGUGUCAGAGGAAGACCUGCUGGUUUUGACCUCGGCCGCCGAGCCUAUCAACGAGCAUUUCUUCGACGUGCUUGCUCGGGUGAAACAAAUACACCACGAUUGCGAAGUCCUGUUGGGAGGGGAAAACCAAAGGUUGGGAUUGGAGGUUAUGGAGAAGAGCACUAGAAGUCUCAACUCUGCUUACCAGAAGCUCUACAAAUGGAUCCAAAAGGAAUUCCAGUCCUUGAAUCUUGAAGAUCCCCGCAUUAGCAGUUCCAUCAGACGAGCGCUGCGUAUACUGGCCGAGCGACCAAGCUUGUUCCACAGCUGCUUGGAUUUCUUCGCUGAAGCGCGUGAUUAUGUUCUCUCUGAUGCCUUUCACUAUGCUCUUACCGAUGCGGUUUCUGGGGCGGGAGGAGAUCAGAACGUCAAGCCAAUCGAAUUCUCUGCUCAUGAUCCCUUGCGUUAUAUUGGAGAUAUGCUUGCAUGGGUUCAUUCUACGGCAGUUUCGGAGCGGGAAGCCCUGGAGGCUUUGUUCGUGGCGGACGGCGAGGAACUUGCCAAGGGCAUCCAGGCCGGGCUGAGUAGUGAGCCUUGGGCUCGGAUUGAUGAAGACGAGGCGGUUGCUUUCGAUGGACACAAAGCCCUCAGCGAUCUUGUCAACCGUGAUCUUACUGGAGUCUCUCGAUCGUUACGCCAGAGGGUUGAAUUGGUCAUCCAAGGCCAUGAGGACCCGGUUACUUGUUACAACGUCGUCAACUUACUUGCCUUCUAUCGUACCACUUUUACCAAGCUGGUGGGAAACAAGUCCAAUCUGGCUGAGCUUAUCCAGACAUUGGAGAAGUUUACAUUCAUCCACUUUGAGACCCUCAUGCGUGACCAGGUCAACAGUCUCUCCACCGACCAUUCCGCUUUGGUUCCAUCGGAGGACCUGUCAGCUCCACAAUUCCUGCUGGAUGAAUUAGAAGAAUUGAAUUCCCUCAUGAAGACUUACGAGGCCUCCUAUGGGGCAGAAGAUUUGGAGUCAAUGAAUGGCGAGAACAAGUUUACGCCAGUCCUCCGUUCAGCCUUCGACCCAUUCCUAGAGCUCGCAAAGUCUUCAGCGAAGGAUCUCAAGGAUCAAACCGCGCGCACCAUCUACCAGACGAACAUCCUUCUUACUGCUCGCUCAGCAGUACAGGCAUUCUCAUUCGCUAGCGUAACGCAUUCGAGUCCUCUCUCGACAGAACUCUCUACAAUGCGGGUGGACCUCCUCGAGAUCCAACACCACUAUCUACUGGACACCUCAGGUCUCCAGGUGCUUCUGAAAGAACUGGAGCCAUUCUCCGAUGAAAAGCAGCACCAGAAACAUCCCAACAUCGCCGAGAUAGCCAACCUCCCAGCCUUCCAGCCCGAAGCCCUCAUCGCAACCAGCCAACAACUCGACGACUUCCUCCCAUCCGCCCUAAUGGAUGCUACGGACAAUCUGAAGCGCGUGCAAAGCGCAACCUUCGUCAAGAGCGUCACGGAGGAGGCGGUCGAGGCGUUCUGUCGAGACUUUGAGUUCGUGGAGGGCAUGAUUAUCGGCGCGGAUGAAGCUAGAGGAAAGAUUGAUAUUACGCAGGGUGAUGGUGAUGCCAGUGUUGAUGGCGAGGAUGCAGAUCAGGGAGACAGGGAUUGGAGUCUGAGGGUGCUUUUCCCGCGAACUACGGGUGAGAUUCGUGUGUUGUUGAGUUAG